Gymnodraco acuticeps is the source of this 2219-nucleotide messenger RNA. RefSeq names its product dual specificity phosphatase 16 (gene dusp16). Gene Ontology annotation, molecular function: MAP kinase tyrosine/serine/threonine phosphatase activity; protein tyrosine/threonine phosphatase activity. Gene Ontology annotation, cellular component: cytoplasm; nucleus. Lineage: Eukaryota; Metazoa; Chordata; Actinopteri; Perciformes; Bathydraconidae. Gene Ontology annotation, biological process: negative regulation of MAPK cascade; protein dephosphorylation. The record is from RefSeq and is a predicted model, not a curated record.
GAGGGUUCUCCGGGUUCUCCUCGGUGUUCCCCGCUCUGUGUGAAGGCUUCUCCUCUCUGGUUCCCUCCUGCAUGUCUCAGCCUUCUUUACCUGUCUCCAACAUCGGGCCGACACGCAUCCUGCCUCACCUUUACCUGGGCUGCCAGAGGGACGUGCUCAACAAGGACCUGAUGCAGCAGAUCGACGUCGUUUACGUCCUGAACGCCAGCAACUCGUGUCCCAAACCCGACUUCAUCCCCGAGUCUCACUUCCUGCGAGUUCCCGUCAACGACUCGUUCGGCGAGAAGAUCCUGCCGUGGCUCGACCGCUCGCUCGACUUCAUCGAGAAAGCGAAAGCCCGUAACUCCCGGGUUCUGGUUCAUUGUCUCGCUGGGAUCUCUCGCUCCGCCACCAUCGCCAUCGCCUACAUCAUGAAGAGGAGGGACCUGUCUCUGGACGAGGCCUACAGGUUCGUGAAGGAGAAGCGUCCGACCAUCUCCCCGAACUUUAACUUCCUGGGUCAGCUGCUGGACUUUGAGCGGCGGAUAAAGAGAGUUGAUGUGAGGUCUGGAUCGGGGGGUGAGCAGGAGUUAGCCCCGCCCCCCCUCACCCUCCCGUGCACGCUGACCACCCCCCUGCAGGCGCUGCAGCUCAGCGACCCGCCCCCCCGCAUCAAGCGCUCCUUCUCAUUGGACAUCAAGGCGUACGGAGAGCAUGGGGGAGGGGCUGCUCACCGAGGGGGGGACGAGUUCUUCAAACCGUCCGGAUUCAAUAAUCUGGAGGGGAAACCCUGUCAGUUCUCCCCGGUGGAGGAGGUGUCGGAGCAGAGUCCGGAUAAAGAGGAGGUUUCCAGCCGCCCCCCCCACAGAGAGGAGCAGCUUCCUGUUGAAGGGCUGGCACUCAGACCUCCUGCUGGGCCUCACAGUGCAGCAGGGCCUCACAGUGCAGCAGGGCCUCACGGUGCAGCAGGGGGGCCUCACGGUGCAGCGGCGGAGCGUCAGGAUGGGGGACGGAGGACGGGCCUCACGGCGGAGCUGGCACGAGGAGAGCAGCUUCGAGAAACAGCUGAAGAGACGGAGCUGCCACAUGGAGCUGGGGGAGGGGAGGGGGGAGGAGGGGGGAGGAAGAGGAGGAGGAGGAUUCUCUGGCAGCAUGGAGGUCAUUCAGGUGUCCUGAGGAACAUGGAGGUCAUACGAUACGAUACGAUAAUACUUUGACACAAUACAUGAAAAACAAACAUUUAACAUGACAUCAGGAUCACUGAGAGAAGACCUGCUCAAAGAGCCUUUAGCCUGAGGAACCUGGGGGUCCUGAGGAACCUGGGUGUCAUGAGGAACCUGGGGGUCAUACAGGGGUCCUGAGGAACGUGGGGGUCAUACAGGGGUCCUGAGGAACGUGGGGGUCAUACAGGGGUCCUGAGGAACGUGGGGGUCAUGAGGAACCUGGGGGUCAUACAGGAGUCCUGAGGAACCUGGGGGUCAUGAGGAACCUGGGGGUCAUGAGGAACCUGGGGGUCAUACAGGAGUCCUGAGGAACCUGGGGGUCAUACAGGGGUCCUGAGGAACGUGGGGGUCAUACAGGGGUCCUGAGGAACGUGGGGGUCAUACAGGGGUCCUGAGGAACAUGGGGGUCAUACAGGGGUCCUGAGGAGGGAUGUCUUUAAAUCAGGAGAGACUCAGACCCUGAUCAGGAGAGACUCAGACCCCGAUCAGGAGAGACUCAGACCCCGAUCAGGAGAGACUCAGACCCCGAUCAGGAGAGACUCAGACCCCGAUCAGGAGGAACUAUUGAUCAGGAUCUCAGACCCCUGCAGAGACACACCGGACGCUGGAGGAAAAUGUAUUCAAAAAUAAUUAAUAAAUUAAAAAUUUCUAGCAAAAUUAUUUCUGAAAUUAAUUUUUGUCCAAAUAAAUUCCCUUUAAAUCAAUUUAUUAUAAAUAUUAUAUUUUUGAUAUUUGUAAAAUAUGAUAAAGCUGUUUGUUUGUUAGUUGCAGAGAAACGCUGAAGAAAUAACAAUAAUAUAAAGAAUGAAUGUAAAAUAAAAAAUAAGAAAUAGAAAUAGUUUAUAUUACGUCAAACUAAAACAAGAUUUUUUUUGUAUUUCUUUUAUAAAUUUUAUUAUAUUUAAGGAAUAAUAACAAACAUAAAAACACAUCAUUUACUUCUAAUUUCCCCCGAAAAAUUAUAAAAUAUUAAUAUAUAUGUUUUGUAAAAAUGUAAAAGUUGUCCGAUUAAAUAAA